UGGAAUAGUCAGAAGUCAUGGCCAUCUCCUAUAUAAAGCUUAGUCCAUCUUCUUCUCCACACAAACCAAUUCACUUCCUCUUCUUCUUCCAAACCCAAAUAUUUUAAAAAUGACACCCUGCAUCCACACCUCCAAUACCCAUCUUUCUCAAGACGAUACUUCUCGGUUCCGUUACAUGAACCUCUUCCCUGAUCGGAUUUCACGAACACCCAUCACGAAAACCUCAAACUCAAGCUCUCUGGACGGUGAUGGUGAUGAAGUCUGGAUUAAGAUGAUGGAAGAAGCUAAAUCAAACGUCGAGCAAGAACCCAUAUUGUCAAGCUACUAUUACUCUUCCAUUACAUCCCAUCGGUCGUUAGACUCCGCUUUGGCGAACAUUCUCUCCGUAAAGCUAAGCACUUUAACCUUACCGAGCAACACCCUCUUCGAGCUGUUCAUCAGCGUCUUACAAGAAAGCCCAGAGAUCACUGAAUCGUUGAAGAAAGACCUAAUAGCAGCAAAGGAAAGAGACCCGGCUUGCUUGAGCUACGUCCACUGCUUCCUAAGCUUCAAAGGCUUCCUCGCCUGCCAAGCUCAUCGCAUCGCUCACAAGCUCUGGACGCAAGACAGAAAGAUCCUCUCUUUACUCAUCCAGAACAGAGUAUCCGAAGCUUUCGCUGUCGAUAUCCAUCCGGGAGCGAAGAUCGGAGAUGGGAUUCUGUUAGACCACGCGACGGGGGUGGUGAUCGGCGAGACGGCGGUGGUCGGAGACAACGUUUCGAUUCUACACGGGGUGACGCUGGGAGGGACGGGGAAACAGGGCGGCGAUAGGCAUCCGAAGAUAGGGGAUGGAGUGUUGAUCGGAGCAGGGACUUGUAUACUGGGGAGUAUUAGGAUAGGAGAGGGAGCUAAGGUUGGAUCGGGUUCGGUGGUGCUUAAGGAUGUGCCGCCGCGUACGACGGCGGUUGGGAAUCCGGCGAGGUUGAUAGGUGGGAAGGAGAAUCCGAAAAUGGGAGAUAAGAUUCCUCCAGGUUUGACCAUGGACCAGACAUCGUAUUUGACCAACUGGUCUGAUUAUGUUAUCUAAACAAACAGUUUAACACACAACAACAAAAAAAGUGUAAUAUUACUGUUUGUCCUUUGCGCUGCGUUUUCUUGUAACCAAAAUCAAAGGCUAAGGUAAAUCUCAUUUGAGAAUAGUUUUCAUUAGUUUCUUUUAAGUC
Messenger RNA from Raphanus sativus (radish), 1202 nucleotides. RefSeq names its product serine acetyltransferase 1, chloroplastic. Gene Ontology annotation, molecular function: L-serine O-acetyltransferase activity. NCBI's taxonomy places the organism in Eukaryota, Viridiplantae, Streptophyta, Magnoliopsida, Brassicales, Brassicaceae. The transcript has a single exon. Gene Ontology annotation, cellular component: cytosol; cytoplasm. The record is from RefSeq and is a predicted model, not a curated record. Bases 110 to 1066 code for a protein of 318 amino acids.